AUGACAUCGUGACCUGAUAAUCAACCGAAACAUGCAGCAUUCAACAGCACAGCAAGCGCAUGACUGAGAAGAUUUUGCUUGUACCGCUGCCGAUAUCUUUGAGAACCAGCGAAGAUGACAACCAGCAACAGGAAAAGGUUAAGAGAUGAAGGGAUGCGAGCUAUCUCACAAAUAUAAUAACCUAGAAGAGCUAACCAUUAAACAAUGAUAGAAAUACAGACCAUUCAAGCUGCAUUGGAGCAGCAUGUGGAAGACGAGACCGUGAGAGAUUAUCUCUCAGGGAUCCUGCGAGAGGAAGACGUCUACGACGAUGUGGAAGCCUUGAUCGAUUCGAUCCAACCCUUCCUGGACGAUGAUCGGCAAAUGGCAGAGGCUCUGGUGCGUGCUGUGAGCGGUGACAUUGUGGCAAAGCCCGCAGAGGCCAAACCGGUGCCAGCAGCCCCCGUGACAAGAACCGCGGAGGCACAACAUGACGACACCGAAGACGAAUCUGCAUCUUCUGCUUCCUCACAGGAACGUCAACCGAAAGAAGGAAAAACCACAAAGACCAAGAGCCAUGCAGCGCAACGAAAGGAACGAAGAAGGCAAAAGAAAGAGAAAAAGAGCAAAUCUUCUCCCAAAACAACCAAGCAAACCAAAAAGCAACCAACAGGAGAUAUCAACGAAACGGUGUCUCGCAUCAACGCCCAAAGCGCCCAGGAACUCCAGGAAUUGGACGAUUAUUCCAGUGCCUGGAAAGAGGCCAAAGAAACAGGCCAAGUGUGGGGAGGACGAGGCAAAGGAGGACGAGGAGUCAAUCGAGGAUUGGGGGAAUAUAGAGGCAAAGAUGCCGUGGUCAACCAACUGACACUGUCCUAUGGAGGACGAGACUUGCUUCUCGAAACGCACCUAGCGAUUUCGCAUGGGCAUCGCUAUGGACUGAUGGGACCCAAUGGAUGUGGCAAAAGCACUUUGCUCCAUAGAAUUGCCAGUGAGAAUGUACCUGGUUGGCCGUUGCAUCUGAGUGUGAGAAUGGUCGAACAGGAAGUACUGGGGACACCACAAUCGGUAUUGGAGUGCAUGAAGAACGAAAUGAAGACUGGUGGAGGCGGGAACAGUUCGCAAAAGAAGCAAGAAUUGGAAGAGGAGUUGGCAGAGCUUGAGGCCAUUCUGGAGGACAGCAAUGCCCAGCCUGAGGCCGUGGAAGCGGCCGCCGAACGUCUCAGUGAGAUUUACGAACAGCUCGAGGCGCUCGAGAGUGACGAUGACAAAGAGGAAACUCCUGCUGAAACUGGUGGAGCCUUUGCCCAGCUAGAUAAAAGAGCCAAGAAGAUUCUCAAAGGGCUGCAAUUCAAGGGAUCCUUGUUGGAAGUCCCAGGAAAUCUCCUCAGUGGAGGUUGGCGAAUGAGGCUCGCCCUUGCACAAGCUCUGUACGCGGAGCCUGAUGUCCUUUUGCUGGAUGAGCCCACCAACCACCUUGAUGUCUCUGCCGUUUUGUUCUUGGAAGACUGGAUUGUGGACAACAACCUCACUGUUGUGGUGGUUUCUCACGAUGGACAUUUUCUGGAUGCUAUUUGCACCGACAUGAUCAAGUUUGAAAGCAACCUCAAGCUCAAGUAUCAUGUUGGAAACUAUACCUCCUUGUGUGAAAUGGAAGAGCAAACUUGGGCACGAAACACCAAAAAGGCUGAUGCUGUCGCACGACAAGAGAAAAAGGCCAAGGAAUUCAUCCAAAAGCAACGUGCCAUGAGCAACAAUAAACACAGAGACGACAAUAAACAGCGCCAGGCAGCAGAGCGUCAGAAGAAGCUUGGGCGCCUUGGCCUGUUCAGCGAAAACGGCCAAAAGUUCAAACUCCUAGCUGAAGGCAAUACCAAAGCUGGAGGAUCCAACCGUGCAGGCCACAUCAAUGGCAAUUAUACCAAUGCGGCGGGUUUUCAGUCUUUCUUUGUGAGCAACGAAAAGCACGCCUUUGGCGAGGAUCGUCAAUUGCUGAACUUCAAGUUCCCAGCUGCACCGCCACUAAAGGGCGGAGGAGGCCACCUGAUCACCAUGGAGGAUUGUCGCUUUCGAUACGACGGCACGGAUGACUGGCUGUUGGAGGACAUGUCUUUGAAUUUGUCGUAUGGCAGCCGCGUUGCCAUCGUUGGAAAGAACGGCGCCGGGAAGAGUACACUACUGAAACUCAUGUGCGGAGAGUUGACUGUAAACAAGGGGGAAUUCCACAGCCACCCCAAUUUGAGAAUUGCCCACAUUGCCCAACAUCACAUUGAGCAACUGGGUGAUUACUUGGAAAGCACUCCUGUGGAGUAUUUCCUGCAACAACAUCACGCCAAGAACGAGCAAGAGGCUCGGCAGUUCCUCGGUGGUUUUGGACUCGUUGGCCCCCUGGCCUUGCAGCGUAUAGGGACGUUGAGUGGUGGACAAAAGGCACGACUUGCUUUUGCCACAGUCAUGCACAAUGCGCCACAUGUCCUGGUGUUGGACGAGCCAACGAAUCAUUUGGAUCGUGAUAGUCUGGAGAGCCUGGCCAAGGCUGUAGAGAAGUUUGAGGGCGCUGUAGUGAUCGUGUCUCACAAUCAGGACUUUAUGUCUCGGUGCGCGAACGAGAUGUGGACUGUAGCGAACCAAACCGUCAAGGUAGAGGUGGCCGAUGGAGAAGUGGCUACCUUUGAUGACUUGUACGACCAAUACAAGGAUGGACUGCGGAAGGAGAUGAGAAAGAAGAGAUAACUGCGGAUUUUCUUUUCGGUACUAGCUAGCUAUAGUAGCGGCAGUAGUCGCACCAGACUAGUUCAGAUCUUCCCAAUCACUGAAGUUUCCAGCACCAGACAUGUAAUAACUGCUCACUUUGGAAUGCAGAUACAUGUAGGUCUAGCUAGACGAAGCAUAAAGUUUGGGAAUCUAUCGGGACCGUCCCUGAAGAAAUACCGGUACCGGUACCGGUACAGGAAUUGUACUGUACCGGUACCUGGUACCGGUACUUUGAUGUUUGAUUGCAUUGACGAUUCCACGCAACUAGACUACUAGAGUACAAUGUCAUGUAAAACUUUUCUCAGAUGGACGCGUUCCCGAAUUUCAUGCCGCUGCAGCUGCCCUUAUCUCUUUUGUGUCUCCUGUUAAUCCUUUGUUUGGCAGAAAGACUGCUCUUUUAGAGAAGUCCAUUGACAAUGUUGAACGAAUCCACAGCAUAGAUUUUCUAAGAGAUUGCACCUGGGGGGUGCCUCAAAUCAAUCUUCUCUGUUUGAAUAUACCCCCAACCACCUGAAUACAGUCAUGCAAGCAAUCGCUAAAAAUAGGCACAACGGACACAAUGAAGCGGCAGAGAAUGGUUAAGAGUGGGUAAAAGUAGGUAAGCGUGGUAAAGAGCGGUGGAGGGUGGUCGAAGACGGUAAACAAACGGUAAAAAAGGCGGUAAAACAGGCGGUUGAAGGUGGUUGCAGGCGCUUGCAGGCGGUUGCAGGCGGUGAAAGAUGGUUAAAGAUGGUUAAGACAUAAAAGACUUAAUUAAAGGAAUUGUCCAAUAAAACAGGAAGGUGGGAGAAGAUAUCAAAUGAAACAACGAGUUGGUUUGAGGCACUCCCCUGCAACCUCAUAGAAAAUAUCAGGUGAAAAACAGGUAGAAAAGAGUCCCAAAAUUCACACUGGCAUGAACAAGAACCCAUCAUGUAUUGCUUCAAGCUUGCCUUUAUUUCCUCAUGAAGAGGUACCGAUUGUAUUUAUUUUGCUUUUGUAUGCAUAAUUGCAGUAAUCAAUUAAGAUUCGCUGUUGGAAAAGGCUCCUUCUAAAUAGAAUCGGAUAUUCUUCCUGUUCAUUCCCAUGCAAGCUAAGCUUUAAGGGGCAAGGUGGGAAGCACAGCUGAAGCUCAAAGAGUCAGAUGCAAAGAAGAUCAGCCCCAGCACCGCCAUCCACGAAGGACGUUGCUUGGCUGUUGCUUCCAUACAAACGAAAAAUCAAAAGAAUAUUUGGUGACAAGCUUGGCUAGCUUCUUGAUAUCUGCAAAAUCUCAAAUCUCUCCUAUUCAACGAUGCUGCGCUCCUUGGAAACCACUGACACUGAGGCAAACAGCACAGGACCGACCAUUGAGUACGGUCCUUUCGAUGAACCCUUGAUCCGCACAUGGGAGCUCGACAGCAACACUACCUACUAUGAUGCUGUGGCAGCAGCUCCUUCUGACGAGAAUCUUCAAAUGAUGUGGUUGGCAUGGACUAUUAUCUUCUUCAGUGUUGCCGUGUUUACCAUUUCAGUCUUGGUCCCCAUUAUGUUUACCCCCAAGACACGCCGUUCACCUUUCAAUCUCUACUUGAUCUACCUGAUGAUCCCUGAUGCAUUCAUGACGUUCGCCUGUGCUUCCAACUGCUUGGCCAACUAUUUGGCAGGCCACUACGUUGACUCUGCAUUUGCCUGCUACUUUCAGUCCUUCUACACUGUCAUCAUGUUUAGCAGCAAUCUGUGGUUGAAUGCAUUAGUAGCCCUGCAGCUGCUCAAGAUGCUCAAGUCAUCACAAACCUUUCGUAGGUACCAACCACCUACCCACAAACAAGUGACAAUCCAAGCCUUCACAGUGUACGCAGGUAGCGCCUUUGUUGGACUAUGGGGAAUUGUCCCGGAUGCUCUUGGUUGGGACUGGUGGCCACACAAGACCCGUCUGACUAUGGGUGCCAUGUGCAUACCUCAACCAUUCAGCCAUGGAAGCAUUGCCUUCUUCUAUGCCAUCUAUCUUCCUGCCAUUAUGCUAAUUCCGUUGGGCAUUGUUGCCUAUGUCUUUUGGGCACUCUUUAGAGGAAACCUACUUCCUCCAGAAGGAAGACGAAGGACUCUGACAAUCUACUUUUUCAGGCUUUCCCUUGCCUUUGUUGUGAUGUGGACACCAACCUUCAUCUUGCUCUAUCUGAUUGGACCAUUGACUCACAGUUGGGCUCAAUGGAGCGGGGCUACUUGGGGGCAUUUUCAAGCCGCUGUGUCAGCCAUGAUUACUCUGUGGAAGCCUGAUAUUUGGGAUUGUGUAAAACAUUUCUAUUGUGGCUGCUGUGAUGUUGAUGGAAACUACGACGAUGAUGACGGUGCAUCAUAUAUCACCAACACCUUCAAGUCAACAACCACUCAGAUUCGAGACACAGCAGGCUCAGUCUGCAGUAGCUUGAGUUUUGGCAAGAGCAAGAAACGAAGUCGGUUUAGGUUGGACGACGAAGUGAAGCAACUCAAGAAGGAUCUAGAGGCGUGGGAGAGGCUCGACGCAACUUCUCAUCAUGAUCACGGCCGCACCACUACUGGUACGGACAUGCUCUCCUUCAGUGAUCCACAGCAUCAGAUUGUGUUGGAGCUGCCAGCAGACGUGAUUGGGGGGCAAAGUUCGGCCCGACACUCAGACGAUAGUUUCUGUGAUUAUGAUGUGGAACAAGAAGCCUUGGAAGGGCAGGCAGCAACGUUGCACCAACAUAGGAUUAUCGACAUUGCCGAACCGUCGCCUGAGACGGUACCGAUAGCACAAGACGAACGCUGAAAUGAGGAAAACCUUGUUGAUGACUACAAUGACGAAGAAGAUGAGGCAGUGAAGCAGCACACUGCUAGAAUAAUUGACAUUGCUGAACCGCAGCUCAUGGGUCCGCGACCAAUAACGCGUGACUGAAAGCACUUCGACAAGUUUGAAACUUGACUCGACUCUGGCGGCUUCCAAAGGACCCGGUCGGAACUAAUUCACAACAAUUCGCAGCAAAGGAGGAAAAUGCAUUAACAUCGGGUUCAUCGUCACUCGCAACGAGUUACACCUUUACAAUUGUACUUUAAAUUACUAGAAGCAACAUGCUUGCUACUGGGUCGUGACUAUUUCCUAAAGUCCAAUGACAACCCCUUUGUGUUCCUUUUGCUUAAUCAUCAAAUGGGUUCGUACUGUUAAGGGGCGUGCCUCUCUGUGGUUUUCCUCCGCCAUACGGCGCUGGAGGUUGUCCGUAUUGUUGCUGCGGCAUUCCGUAGGAAGGCUGGCCAAAGUUUUGCUGUGUCGGUGGUGGUGGGCCGAACGGAUUGGGGUUACCCUGUGGGGGCGCCCCAUACGGGGCUGGUGGUGCUCCGAAUGCAUUCGUGUUGUUGUUGGGUGGUGGAUAGGAUGGUUGUUGCGGGUAGGAGUUCCAAGAUGGCUGUGCGGGAGCAGGUGGUGGCUGCGAGUACA
Molecule: messenger RNA, 6145 nt
Organism: Seminavis robusta
Lineage: Eukaryota; Bacillariophyta; Bacillariophyceae; Naviculales; Naviculaceae
Source: the annotation of a GenBank genome assembly